AUGAGUUUCAAAGGCAAGGUUGUGCUAAUAACUGGUGCCAGCUCCGGUAUUGGAGCCGCGACGGCUAUUGAAUUCGCUAAAAAUGGAGCCAGCGUGGCCAUCGUCGGCAGGAACGUGGAAAAAUUGAACAAAGCCGCCGAAAACUGUUCCAAAUAUUCCAAACCGUUGGUAAUCAAGGCCGACGUAGGCGACGACGAAGAAUGUAAAAAAAUGGUUGCAUCUGUCAUAAAAACAUUUGGAAAACUUGAUGUGUUGGUCAACAAUGCUGGGAUAAUGCGAGAUGGAACCAUUAUGGAAGGUAACCUCUUGGAAAUUUAUGAUGAAAUCAUGAAAGUUAAUGUCCGAGCGCAUCUUAAGGUGACCUCCCUUGCAGCGCCAUAUCUGGUCAAAACUAAAGGUAAUAUCGUCAAUAUAUCAAGUGUCGCCGCCUCUUUGACUCCGAAAAUGAAAGGCGUGACUCCGUAUUGUGUCUCAAAGGCGGCAUUAAACCAUUUUACACGCUGUGCGGCUGUGGAAUUGGCGGGUGAAGGCGUACGAGUCAACACAGUGAGCCCUGGACCAGUUAUAACCGACUUUAUGGAAAACGCUGGUGUAACAGAUAUUAAGAUGGAGAAUUUUGCCGACUCUAUGCCAUUGAAAAGAGUAUCGCAGUCUGUGGAAAUUGCGGAUAUGAUAUUAUUUUUGGCAAGUGACAGGGCUGUUGGCGUGACAGGAGCGGAAUUUAUUGUUGACAACGGCUGCAGCCUGCGUGUUUAA
Messenger RNA from Pieris macdunnoughi, 756 nucleotides. NCBI's taxonomy places the organism in Eukaryota, Metazoa, Arthropoda, Insecta, Lepidoptera, Pieridae. The record is from the annotation of a GenBank genome assembly.